AUGGCUGUUGCGACCCGCAUGCCUAUCGACAAUCGUGGCAUCCGAGAUCCUCCAGGGCAGCCGAACCAAGUAGAGGCAGCUCGAGGAGCUGGCUACAUCCGCCAUGAUGCCGAUACGGAAGAUGCUGAAGCAAGGGGGAUGGUGGAGCAGCAUGCUGCGCAUCAUCACGCCAAUGGGGUUGGCCAGAUCACUUGGGAUGAGCCAGGAACGAAUAAUGAGCAAGUGGAUUUCAAGGGAGUGUAA
Metarhizium brunneum ARSEF 3297 is the source of this 243-nucleotide messenger RNA. Lineage: Eukaryota; Fungi; Ascomycota; Sordariomycetes; Hypocreales; Clavicipitaceae. The record is from RefSeq and is a predicted model, not a curated record.